Olea europaea var. sylvestris is the source of this 1673-nucleotide messenger RNA. Its product is annotated as GDSL esterase/lipase At3g48460-like. Gene Ontology annotation, molecular function: hydrolase activity, acting on ester bonds. Lineage: Eukaryota; Viridiplantae; Streptophyta; Magnoliopsida; Lamiales; Oleaceae. The transcript has 2 exons. The record is from RefSeq and is a predicted model, not a curated record. The coding region runs from base 129 to 1289 and encodes 386 amino acids.
AAGCUGAAUCAAGCAUGGGCUAUACUGCCUAACAUGUAUAUCUCGUUUCUUGUCACUAUAAAGCCCCACAUAUUAGCUUUUGUCACUUAUAAAACCAGUCUAUAUUACAAGCUUCUUACAGUGAAACAAUGGCUAAUAUUUCCUUUACAUCUUCCAUUACUAAAUUUUGCCUCAUCACAAUCACUGCCAUUUUAAUUUUCUUCACCCUUUCAACUGCCAAAGCUAAAAAUAUCAGUACUAAGCCUUUCCAGAGAAUUUAUGCCUUCGGCGAUGCCGAAACUGACGCCGGCAACACAAAAUCCUCCACCGGUCCAACCAUAUUCCGCUAUGUGUCCAACCAUCCUUACGGCCAGACAUUUUUCGGCCACCCCACAAACCGAUAUUCUGAUGGCCGUUUGAUGAUCGAUUUUGUGGCUGAAAACCUGUCAUUGCCUUACUUGCCACCUUAUCUCAACGAGAAGGCUAAUAAAUCACAUGGAGUGAACUUUGCUUUUGCAGGCAGCACUGCAUUGACACACAAUUUCUUCGUGAACAAUAAUCUUACACUUGACACUACUCCUGUUUCACUUCAGACACAACUCGGUUGGUUCAACGAGUUUCUUGAAAGUGAGGGGUGUAAAAUAUCACCAUCAGUGUUGGAGUGUGAGGCAGAAUAUGUAACUGAUGCACUGUUUUGGGUGGGAGAAAUUGGAGCAAAUGACUAUGCAUAUAGCUACAGAUCUUCUGUGCCAACCAAAACCAUUCAAGAACUUGCCACCAAUAGCGUCAUCGACUUUUUACAGGCAUUGCUUAAUAAGGGCGCAAAGUAUAUCGUUGUUCAAGGCCUGCACCCCACAGGCUGCCUGACAUUGUCCAUGGAAGUAACUCCUACGAACGAUAGAGACAAUAUGGGGUGUGUGGCCAGCGUGAACAGCAGAAUUUACAGUCACAACACAAUUCUCCAAGCCAAGUUGAAUGGGCUCCGGGAAAAGUUCCCACAAGCUAUCAUUUUAUAUGCAGACUACUGGAAUGCCUUCCAGCAUGUUUUUCAAAAUCCCGGUGAGUAUGGCUUCGACGAGAGAUUCAAAGCCUGCUGUGGAACCGACGGCGGAACCUAUAACUUCAACGUGCUUUUCCCAUGCGGAUCGCCUCCCUCGACUGCUUGUGACAACCCUUCUAAGUACAUCAAUUGGGAUGGUGGGCAUCUUACUGAAGCCAUGUACAAGGUUAUGACACGCUUAUUCAUCACAGGGGCAUUUUGUGAUCCACCUUGGAGUCAUUUAAUAAGCAAGAAAAUGCAAUCAGGAUAGACAGAUCCCCUUCGAAUCCCCUGAACAAUACUUUGUUACUGUUUCUAUGUGUUGUAACAGGGAUGACCUGAUGAAAACUACUGAAACAUAAUGAGAAUAAAAUCUAUGGAUUUGCAAAAGUUUAACACCAAUUGUAGGUUUGGGGAGGAAUUACGCGGUGUUGGAUACUAUUAAGGAAAUGCCUAGCUGCACAGUUUGGUGAGCAACGUAGAUGUAGAUUAAUCAUUGUAAAUGGGUUGGGAUUGAAGAUUGAAAGUUUGUUACGAAUGUUUGAAGAAAAAUAGGAUUAAGAUUUGAAAAAAAGGAAUGAAAUUUGAAGUCUGGCAAUACGCAUUGAAUAAGCUUUCUUAAAAUUUGAUAUUUGUCCCUCAAUGUAAGAAUGCU